Entrophospora sp. SA101 is the source of this 382-nucleotide messenger RNA. Lineage: Eukaryota; Fungi; Glomeromycota; Glomeromycetes; Entrophosporales; Entrophosporaceae. The record is from the annotation of a GenBank genome assembly.
ACAAAGAAAAUCUUUUAUAAAAUCUCAUCAUAAAGAAUCUGAUAAAAAACCUUCAAAAAAUGACAAUCAAUCAUCUAAUGGCACAACAAAAUUACCUCAACAAAUACCUCCUAUACUGCCAUAUCAGUAUGAUGGAACUGGCAGAAGAAUUGGUGUUCGAAUCGCGUCACGUAAUUCUUAUUCACGUAAUACAAUUUCACGUAAUACAAUUUCUCGAAUUAGUAGUGCAAGUAGUAGUCUGGGAAGAAGAGGAGGAGGAAGAAGAUUGGCGAUGAUGAAGAAGGCUGUAGCGGCUGACCAGGACGAUGAUGACGAUGAUGAUCUGGAAUAUUUAAUGUCAAAAAGGAGUGGCACUGCAACUAGUUUUAGAAGUAAUAUAUAG